AUGGUGUGCACAGUCUCUUAUGCGUCGGGCAUGGACAAGGCCUCCUUCGAGCGUGUCAUGCUCUGGUGGCUCAAGUACCGGGAGAAGGGCCCUACGCCGCCCCACACCGGCUACACGAUUGUCGACGGCCAGGAGCUGCAGAAGGUCCUCGAAACCAAGCUGGGCAGGCCCUACACCAUGGAGAUUCUGGAAUCGCGAUUGGACGACAAAAUCAACGCGCUGGCAGACAACAUGGAUGGCGUGGAGCUGUUGAUCAUCAGUGGCAAGAAGACGUUCGGGGGCUGGAGCGUGCCCUACCUGACCGUAGGCAUCCACGCCCGGAUUCGGUGGACAGAAACGGUCAAGAUCGUUGGUACGCACUCUGGCAGUUGA
This is a messenger RNA of Acanthamoeba castellanii str. Neff, 372 nucleotides long. RefSeq lists its product as uncharacterized. The record is from RefSeq and is a predicted model, not a curated record. NCBI's taxonomy places the organism in Eukaryota, Discosea, Longamoebia, Acanthamoebidae. The transcript is spliced from 3 exons. The coding region runs from base 1 to 372 and encodes 123 amino acids.